Cicer arietinum (chickpea) is the source of this 1214-nucleotide messenger RNA. RefSeq names its product dihydroceramide fatty acyl 2-hydroxylase FAH1-like. Lineage: Eukaryota; Viridiplantae; Streptophyta; Magnoliopsida; Fabales; Fabaceae. The record is from RefSeq and is a predicted model, not a curated record. Gene Ontology annotation, biological process: fatty acid metabolic process; lipid biosynthetic process. Gene Ontology annotation, cellular component: endoplasmic reticulum; membrane. Gene Ontology annotation, molecular function: fatty acid 2-hydroxylase activity; iron ion binding.
UUAACGACCGGAUUCCAACGCGAAAACAGAUUAUUGUUUAGAUUCUGCGUAAACGGACGGUCAAGAUCGUCUGCCGCAUGCCUAAAAACAGUGCUCACUCAACUCAACACGCAAACACUACCCCCAAUCCCUUUCCAUACCUCAACGUGGAGAACGGAACAGCGCCGUAACUUAACUCAAACGGCGCUGUUUUCUUCGUUCCGAGUCAGACGCACGCUUUUCUUUAUUAGUGAUUUUGAUAUUACCUGCAUUGACGUCUUCCAGUGUUCGUCCCAAGAUGGUUGCCCAGAACUUUGUAGUUGAUUUGAAUAAGCCCCUUGUUUUCCAGGUUGGACAUCUUGGUGAAGCUUAUGAAGAGUGGGUUCAUCAGCCCAUUGUUAGCAAGGAAGGUCCCCGUUUCUUUCAAAAUGAUUUCCUGGAGUUCUUGACCCUCACAGCCUGGUGGGCAAUACCAGUCAUUUGGCUUCCGGUUGUAUGUUUGUUUGUAUAUAACUCUAUACAAAAGGGUCUCAGCUGUCCUCAUAUAGCUCUGAUGGUGGUUCUAGGCAUUUUUGUGUGGACAUUGCUUGAGUAUUCAUUGCACCGUUUUCUUUUCCACAUUAAAACAAAGACCUACUGGGGAAAUACCAUGCAUUAUCUUCUCCAUGGCUGCCACCACAAACACCCCAUGGAUGGUUUGAGACUUGUUUUCCCCCCUGCUGCAACAGCUAUAUUAUUGUUCCCGUUCUGGAACUUGGUGAAACUCCUUUCCACCCCUUCAACUGCUCCCGCUUUAUUUGGAGGGGGCUUAUUGGGUUAUGUGAUGUAUGAUUGCACCCAUUAUUACUUGCACCAUGGUCAGCCGAAGACCGGAGUUCCCCGAAAUCUCAAGAAGUACCACUUGAGCCAUCACUUUCGGAUCCAGGAUAAAGGCUUUGGGAUCACAUCAUCAUUAUGGGAUAGAGUUUUUGGAACACUUCUUUUAUCGAAAGCGGAUGACAAAAGUAUGUAAAUUACUGUCAGGGAUUGCAUAUGUUGGUUGGUUAAAAUAAUAGAAAAUUUAGGUAUUCCUGUUUUAUUUGUCUAAUUUAUUUUGCUCCCCAAUUAAUGUUUGUGGGGGUUAGCUUGCUAAUUUUUUGUCAAUUUUAUGGUGCCAAAGUUCUUCGAUAAUGAACACUGUAAAAAUUGAUAUCUUGUUUCAGAUUUAUGGUGGAAAUGGCAUCUACUUGUGUAUA